AUGUAUCGUUGCCAGUCCGCCUGGAAGCUCUUAGAGCUAAAUGACCGCUACCGUAUCUUCCACCAGUUCCACCCGUCCACAGUAGUCGAUUUGGCCGCGGCCCCGGGCGGAUUCGCACAGGCGGCGUUGGAACUGAUGCACAUCCAGGAGACUGCACGGCCGUCAUCACUGCCUCCAAUGGUCAUUGCAGUGGAUCAGCGACCCAUCGAUCCUAUGCCGGGCCUUCUCGCGGUUCGAGGCAACAUCCUCCAGCACCAGCGAAUCCUGCAAGCAGUGCAGGGCGUCUUUUCUCAUAUGAGGGCGCCAACGGCGUCGCCAUCGCGCUUGUCGUCCUCUACGCAAACCGUACCUCUGGCGAGGUCUGUGGACAUGGUCCUUCACGACGGUGUUUCUGUCGUGAAGGGUCAACGCGCCUUCUCCGUCACGUACGCGCAGAACCAAAUGGCGCUGAGCGCGCUUUUACUGGCCGGCAAACUCUUCCGGCGCUUUGGUCCCAUGCCUGACCUGCCCGCCGAGGCGGAGAAGCAUCCGUCAAACAAACGUGAUGAGCGCAUCAGUCACAGGACGUCUGCACCGCGCUCGUCGCCUGCCGUGCUUCCCGUGUGCUUCGUCUCCAAAGUGCUUCACUGCCAUCACUUUGGCCAAGUUCUCAGAGCCACUCGAGCGCUGUUCCGCCACGUCAAAACAUCCAAGCUGCUCGCCUCCCGUUCAGAGAGCCUUGAAAGGUAUGUAGUAGCUACCGACUUUCAACUAGCAGCAUGGCAACGGCUGACCACAGCGCACGUGCCUACAUGGCCGCAAAAUCUACAACGGCAUCGAGAACAGAGCCGCUCAACUGCGUCAGCAUCUUUGUUUAGCAUGCCCCCAGCUCCAGAGGAUUGCGGUGAUGUCCACCACAUCGUUUGGAAUUGUCUUGGGUGUGGGCGAACAUGCACUGGAUGCCAGCCGUGUAUGCAGUGUGGCCCCUACCAGCCAGUGGUGGAUGCAAGAUUAUGA
Messenger RNA from Leishmania braziliensis MHOM/BR/75/M2904, 996 nucleotides. RefSeq lists its product as hypothetical. Gene Ontology annotation, cellular component: preribosome, large subunit precursor; nucleolus. Gene Ontology annotation, biological process: maturation of LSU-rRNA from tricistronic rRNA transcript (SSU-rRNA, 5.8S rRNA, LSU-rRNA); maturation of 5.8S rRNA from tricistronic rRNA transcript (SSU-rRNA, 5.8S rRNA, LSU-rRNA); rRNA methylation. Gene Ontology annotation, molecular function: rRNA (guanine) methyltransferase activity; rRNA (uridine-2'-O-ribose)-methyltransferase activity. NCBI's taxonomy places the organism in Eukaryota, Euglenozoa, Kinetoplastea, Trypanosomatida, Trypanosomatidae. Bases 1 to 996 code for a protein of 331 amino acids. The record is from RefSeq and is a predicted model, not a curated record. The transcript has a single exon.